This is a messenger RNA of Cavia porcellus (domestic guinea pig), 2876 nucleotides long. RefSeq names its product NFKB inhibitor like 1 (gene Nfkbil1). NCBI's taxonomy places the organism in Eukaryota, Metazoa, Chordata, Mammalia, Rodentia, Caviidae. Gene Ontology annotation, biological process: canonical NF-kappaB signal transduction; negative regulation of toll-like receptor signaling pathway. The coding region runs from base 258 to 1316 and encodes 352 amino acids. The record is from RefSeq and is a predicted model, not a curated record. Gene Ontology annotation, molecular function: protein binding. Gene Ontology annotation, cellular component: nucleus. The transcript has 5 exons.
CCCCAAUCUGAUCCUACCAUUGAUGCUGGUCCUCUUCGCUCACUUCUCACCUAGGCAGUACCCGAAAGGGCCACCUGGGGGCAGCAGAAACCAGGCUCUAAGCUCUGGCGGCAGGGUCUCACUGUGUAACCCAGGCUGGCCCCAAACUCAGGACCUUCCUGCCUCAGCCUCCCCAUGCUGAAACUGCAGAAGUGUUUCACUAUUCCCGCUCUCCCCAUGCCUCUCGUUAAUGAGUACCUUAAUGACCCGCGCGCGCCAUGGCCUCGGCCGCCUCCCGCCGCCACCGCCGCGAGCGCCGCUUCCGCCGCUACUUGUCCGCCGGCCGCCUGGCCCGGGCCCAGGCCCUCCUGCAGCGGCACCCCGGCCUGGACGUGGACGCCGGGCAGCCUCCGCCCCUGCACCGGGCCUGCGCCCGCCACGACGCGCCCGCCCUGUGCCUGCUGCUGCGCCUCGGGGCCGACCCGGCCCACCAGGACCGGCGCGGCGACACCGCGCUGCAUGCCGCCGCGCGCCAGGGCCCGGACGCCUACACAGCCUUCUUCCUGCCACUGCUGAGUCGCUGUCCCUCUGCCAUGGGAAUAAAGAACAAGGAUGGGGAGACCCCUGGACAACUUCUGGGCUGGGGGCCUCCCUGGGACUCUGAGGAAGAGGAGGAAGAGGAGGAAGCGUCCAAGGAGCAGGAAUGGAGGCAGAAGUUGCAGGGCGAGCUGGAGGACGAGUGGCAGGAGGUCAUCGGGAGGUUUGAAGAUGAUGCUUCCUGGGACCCCCGGGACCCUGAGUCCUUCUCAGCCUGGUCGGAUCGCCUGGCGCGGGAACACGCCCGGAAGCAGCAGCAGCAGCGGGCAGCGCCGCCCUGCAGGCCCCCGCGGGCCGAGGGCGCCAGGCACACCUGGCGCCAGGUCGAGGAGGAGCAGCGCCUUUUCCAAGAGCGGGCCCGGGCCAAGGAGGCCGAGCUGCGCCUGAGCCGGGCCAGAAGGGCGCGGGAGGCCGGCGGGGAUCAAGGACGAGGCCCGGAGCGGGCCGGGCUAGGAGGCGUGCAGCGGAGCAGCCUGUGGCGCUUUGGGGACGUGCCCUGGCCCUGCCCCGGCGGGGGCGACCCGGAGGCCAUGGCCGCAGCGCUGGUGGCCAGGGGCCCCCCCUCGGAGGAGCGGGGCGCCCUGCGACGGUACCUGCGGGUCCAGCAGGUCCGCUGGCACCCCGACCGCUUCCUGCAGCGAUUCCGGAGCCAGAUCGAGACCCAGGAGCUGGGCCGCGUGAUGGGGGCCGUGACGGCGCUGUCUCAGGCACUGAAUCGCCACGCCGAGGCCCUCAAGUGACCCCGGGGGUGCAGCAAGGACGCCAGGUCGGGGAUGGGGCCGGAGAGGGACAGGCAGUGCCGCGGGUGGGGCGGAACUGCAGCGGUGGCGGUGCAGCUGCGUGGGCCUCUGCCUGCCACGCAACUCCGCCGUUUCCAAGUGAGACCGCUCGGAGCAGCCUCGCUCCCGGCUCCUCUGCCUGUUUCCACUGCUAUGGUUUUCACCGCCCAUGACAUCGCCUUCCCCACCCUCCUGCCGAAAGCCGCAGCUCCUACACACCGGUCUGGGAUGUCAUGCACAGGGCCAGCCCCGUGGGCCCUGGGCCUGGGUGGGCUCCGCCUCGCCCUGCCCUGCUCUGCCCUGCUGGGUGGGGGUCCUGCCCACCCCACAGUCUGCAGCCGCAGGAGUGAGAGGUGGGAACAGAGGCAAAAGGGGAACAGAACCAAUUUCCCGCCCACCCCUCGCUGCCCAAGCAGAACCACAUCCUCCUCCCCGCCUAACACCCGGUCCCCCAACACAGGGCUUCCCCUUUGCUGAGUCACUGAAUGAGCCAAGUUGGGGGGCCGCUGGUGUCCGGGGGGAUCAUAAGGCUGCGGAGGACAGGAUAGAAGUGGCAGGGAUGGAGGAAGAGCCCUUCGGGGAGCAGAAUUUCAGUGGCUAAAAUUAGCAUGGGGAAGGAGGAGGAAAAGGCCAGAUUAUGUAACCCGGGUUAUCUGGUCUUAGGCAACCAGAGGUCCGCACCCUCGUGGGGCUGCUCAGCCCGCCUCCACCUCCAUGGUGCCACCGGCCAGGCCCCAGCUCCUCCACCACCCCUGCCAUCCUGAAUGGGGCCUCCCCUCAGGGCAGCCCAGACUCAGCUCUGAGACAGACAUCGCCUUUCCCAGGAACUGGGACUGAAGGCCUGGGGUUCCGUGGAAGGGAGGAGGAAGCAUGCGGCUCAGACCUGGAAGCAGCUCGGAGACUGUAGACAUAGCCCUGCUGCUGUUCCCCUGGGUACAGCAGGGCUCAGAGCAGGCUGAGGGGCAGGUGCUGUGCCUCAGGUCAGAGGAGCCCCGUAGUCACCACGCUCGGGCCAGAGCAGGCCACCCUGCGGGGGCAACUGAUGAGGGACAGGAAGGGCAGCCUGUAGUUAAGGAGGGGACCAGGCAGACAGGAGCAUGGGGGCGCUGGGGAAAAGGGCCUGUGAGAGGAAGCUGCUGUGAUUCAGAGAAGACGCUUCACACUGUGAGCAGCCCAGUCCAUCCGGUUCCUCUAGCAGGCGGGAGAUUUCGGAAGUGGCAUGCAAAGAGCCCCGGCGUGGCACACUAGGGGGUUAGGGUUCAGAUCCCUGAGCCAGGUGGGGGUUGAGUGAGAAGUAAGUGGCAGAAAACGGGUCCCCAGCUCACUCCUCCACCCAGGCUCUCCUAGGUCUUGGUUACAUAAUUUCCCAUUCUGCAAGAGUUAUAUAAAACCAAAGUAAGUGAGGCCUUGGUGCCUGGGCCCCCAGACCUCCGUCUUCUCAACGUCCUCCCUGGUGUCUGGCCCCCAGCCCCGAUGGGGGUUCCCCUGAGAUAAAGGCUGCUCACUUUCUCUGACCACACA